Hippocampus zosterae (dwarf seahorse) is the source of this 2925-nucleotide messenger RNA. RefSeq names its product retinal cone rhodopsin-sensitive cGMP 3',5'-cyclic phosphodiesterase subunit gamma-like. The coding region runs from base 1978 to 2337 and encodes 119 amino acids. The record is from RefSeq and is a predicted model, not a curated record. Gene Ontology annotation, molecular function: cGMP binding; 3',5'-cyclic-nucleotide phosphodiesterase activity. Lineage: Eukaryota; Metazoa; Chordata; Actinopteri; Syngnathiformes; Syngnathidae. The transcript has 4 exons. Gene Ontology annotation, biological process: positive regulation of G protein-coupled receptor signaling pathway; visual perception; positive regulation of epidermal growth factor receptor signaling pathway. Gene Ontology annotation, cellular component: photoreceptor outer segment membrane.
AUUUCAUGUAAAUGUCCAUUUAAUAUGGCAUUUUUCUUUGGAUUGUACUGCAAAUCGUAAACACAAAUAAAGUCUGCUGAGGAAACAGCACAAUUAUUGUCAUGAUUAUUUUUCCCUAUUUUCAGACCAAAUUCAGGUUGUAACAAAAAUCUACACAAGUUACUGCCCAUUUACCAUUUAAAUACGGGUACUGCAGUAUGUAUGAAUUGUAAUAUGCAACUAUGCAUAAUACUUUCACAGAAGAGGCCACCUUGUGUAAUCCAGUUAAGGACUUAGCAGCAUGUUCCAUAUUUACUGCUGUUUGUGACGGUGAUAACAUUCUGUUUACCUUGCCGUGUGUCAUCACCUGCAAUAAGUUUACAAUCUUUAGUUUUUAAACACCCGUGAUUUAGCUUUGGUAAAAUUUCAUUAUUAAGUUUGUAAAAAGAAUGCAUCAUUUUUGGUAGACAAUAUCCAGAUGUUAUAUGAUCGAAUGUUCUGUAAUCUAAUCAAAUUUAAAUGUGUCAGGAUACUGUUUUUAGGACAAUUGAUUAAUUUGAAAAUAGGGUACUGGAGGAGUCAAAAUGUAAUUUUCUUUUCCUUCAACAUUCAGAACGAGAAGAAUCAACAAACCAAUGAAUCCAUCCAUUCAUUUUCUAUUUCACGUGUCCUCACUUAUAUCACAGUGAGCUGGAGCUGGAGCUGCCACCAGCCAAUCGCAGGGCGUGUAUAGAUAAGAACAAUUUUUCACACACAUCUAUGUACAAUUUAGAGUCUCAAUUCACCUCACAUGCGUGUUUUUGGAAAGUCAGAACAAACCGAAGUAGUGCAGAAAACCCACACAAGCAUGGGGAGAACAUGCUAUCCCCACACGGGAAGGCAGGCACCCAAAUUUGAACCCCCACCCUCAGGAUUAUGAGGCAGACGUCCUAUCCACAUGUCCACUGUGUAUAAACAAUGAAAAGCAGCAACUGUUUGUAGUUGCCAGAACAGAAAAAAAAAACUAAGGCACCAGUAGAAUUUUGCAACUCAUUAGCCCCAUACUACAAAAGGGAAACUUAAAUACUGUAGGGGGCCACCGUUUUCCAUCAGUGCUGCUGGGGGACCACAUUGAACCAUUGGAAAUAUGGACAAAAAUUCAAAAUGCAAGCGGAAUGCCAAAUACAUCCAUUUAAUGUAUUUUAUUUUUCACAUGAGAUUUCUCAAUUUUACAUACCACUACAUUCACCCAACAACAAAGGGUUUGAAGUAAACUACAAAAUAACCACGUACCAUGUACAUCAGCAAGGUACAAAGGGCUCUCUUGCAAAAAAAUAAAAAUAAAAAAAUAAAAAACAGUCAAGAAUGGCACAAAACUGUUGAACAGCAAACCAACAUUCGGUGUGGCAUGGCUCAGUGGGAGAGUGGCCGAACCCCCUUUUGCUCUUCAUGAAGUGUCAUCAGAUGGUAAAUGAGGAAACAGUGUAAAGUGCUUUUAGUACUAAACGUAGAAAAGUUCUCCUAUAUAAGUAACGCCCCACUCAGCUUUUUACUGUCAAUCAAACACAAAUACUUACUGUACAUGGUGAAAAUGCUGCUAUCUUACACAAUGGAAGUAAAAUCAUGAUAGGGGGCUUACCUUCAAAAUUGAGCAAUUAGACAAAAAUCUAAAUUUUCCCCUGGUUGGGGACCUCCUGCUGUAGGGUGUAGGUCCACUGUCCAAUACACUACUACUGUAUAUUCUACAACUAUAAUAAAAUGUUAAAUUGAGUCCUGCAAUCAGCAGUAAUAUUUACCGGAUACAGCUUGUGCUGCAUCAUGCUGCAUUGAAGCAGAAUUACUGGUGAGAAUGAGCAGCCUGUGUACAUGAAAAAUUAACAUGAAUGAACAGAUGAGGCACAUGUUGCAACACGGGUACACACUGUCCUCAAAUUCUGAAGAUAAUCCCUCAUGAUAAUAUCCCUGCCUCAGCUCUCUUUACGGCUUUGUGGAUGACCAUGAUAUAACGGGGACGGCACAAUGAAAGCACAGAACAGGGAGUGCAAAAAGAAAGAGAAAAUUACCUUUGUUUUGCAUCUUUUUCUUUUCAGGCCUUCGAGACUGCGUCGUCUUCUUCUGGAUUCAACCAAACCCCAAACUGACAUACAGGCUUCCAAGAUGAACACAUCAGCAGGAGAACAAGGAAACAAGGCCGCUCCUCCUAAAUUCAAAAAGAAGGAAACCAGACAGUUUAAGAGCAAGGCUCCCAAAGCUGGGCAGAAGGGGUUUGACAAUGAUGUUCCAGGGAUGGAGGUACUUGGGGACUCUGCAGUCAUCUGUCCCUGGGAGGCAUUUGGUGACAUAGAACUAAGCGACCUGGCUCAGUUUGGCAUUGUCUAGAAUCACAAAACUGCCUUCGACGACUGGCUGACUUGAGUAUAUCCAUAAAAGCAGCGAUACUGAACAGUGAAUUCAUAUCUGUGGGAGAAAUUGUGAAGCUCAGGUUCACACAGAGGUUUUCUUGUCACCACUCGCCAAAUUGGAUUUAUACUGCAUCUUUGCAUUUUCUGGAAAAACGUUCUCCACUUUCUGCUAUUCAAAUGUUACAUCUCUAUUUACAGUUUAUUUAUCUUACAAAUGUGCUUUUCAGUAGUUUUACUAAAUGAACAGAACAUCCCUCCAUACAAAAAAUCUAUAUACGCAAAUGGUCAUUUAGAGAAACCAAUUUUUAUUUUUGGAAAUGCUAAUUUGACAUUCCCGAAAUUAUAUCAUUUACAAUACAAACAGCAAAACCUCUUGGCAACAAUGUCAGACAAGAAAGUAUUUGUUAAUACUGGAAACUGUUGUUUCCAUUUCAUUUUCCCCUGAAAAUAAGAUUGUGGAGAUUACAAGUACCUGGUAACUAGCAAACAAGCAUUGCUUACCUGGAAAAAACACUUGUAUCAAUAAGGAUUGUACAUUUAAAUUAAAGAGGUAUCAAACCACUGG